AUGAGCAAUUAGAACAUAGGGCACAUGUGGAGAAGCAACCAUAUUUCCUGCAUGUCCCAACCAUGGGAAGAAUUCAGGGUAGGAAAAAAGGUUUGAAGACCUUCCUGGGGCUCCACAGUAUGAACCCAUCUCUUGACAUUAGCUCAACUCUUGCCUUUUGGUUUUCUUCAAAAAGUGCAAGCAGACUCUGCUGAGUUCAGGUGAGGGCAAUGGAAGGUGUUAAACUGCUGGGCUGGGUCCACCUGGACACUUCAGGGAUUUCUGGUUCCACCUGGCUCCACAAUUUGAAAGGUCUAGGCUAAGAGCCUAGUAAGAGAGCAGGAUGGGUGUUGUAGGGCAGUCUAGGGCUGCAUCAGGAGCUAUGCUCUUCUGGGUGUUUCUUGGUCCCCUGGCUUUGGUUCUAGGGGCUCAUGUCAGUGUUUUUUCUGAUCCUACCCUGCUGACUUGUGGCCAAAAAAGCUUACAGCUCACCUUACCUCCAGGCUGGGAAGGGAAUGCUUCAUUUGUGCUGACUACUUGGGAUACUGAAGGGAAGGCACAUGCUCUGCAGAAUGACUCUGGCUGUGGGCUCUUGGUAUCUGGGACUCCAGAUGGCUCCAGGAAAGUAUCAGUCUCUUAUGCUGGCUGUUAUGUCUUUGAGUGGGAUCACAAUUACCUUAUACUGGUUGGGCUUGAAGGAACAGAUGUUGCUGGGCAAAAGGUUCUUUAUGAAGAGAGGCUGCUCAGGUGCCCUGUGGACCUUCCUGCCCUGGAUGCUCCAAGCAGUAGUGUCUGUUCAGUUGUUCCCAGCCAGGACCGGCUGCCGUGUGCCUCCCUGCUCAUCAGCCAGGGAGACUGUGAAGCACGAGGCUGUUGCUAUGACCCCAGAGACAGCGUGAAGCCUUGCUACUUUGGUAACACAGUGACAGCUCAUUGCACACCAGAUGACCAGUUUUCCAUAGCUGUUUCUCGAGAUGCAACCCUGCCACCUGUUGCCCUGGACUCAGUGCAACUGGCCAGUGGACACAGUACUGGCUGUGUCCCUGUCCUGACAAACAAUGCCUUUGUUGUGUACCAGUUUCCACUCUCGGCCUGUGGCACUACUUUUCAGAUAACUGGAGACCAGGUCAUAUAUGAGAAUGAGUUGGUGGCAAGCAGGGAUGUGAAGACUGGGAGCCUUGGCUCUGUCACUAGGGAUAGCAUUUUCAGGUUACAUGUCCGAUGUAGUUAUUCCAUCAGUGGGAGCUCCAUUCCCUUGAGUGUUCAGGUCUUCACAUUGCCACCACUCCCUGCUGUGUCCCAGCCAGGUCCUCUGUCUUUGGAGCUGCAUGUUGCCUCAGAUGGAAGCUACACUUCCUACUAUACAGACAGUGACUAUCCUGUUCUGAAGACUCUGAGAGAGCCUGUUUAUGCAGAAGUCAAGAUCCUUCAGAGAACAGACCCUGACUUGAUUUUAGUUCUGCACCACUGCUGGGCCACACCAAGCUCCAGCCCCCAGCAACAGAUGCAGUGGCCAAUUUUGGUGGAUGGAUGCCCUUAUGCAGGGGACAACUAUCAGACACAGCUGAUGCCUCUGAGUUUCACCUCAGGACUACUGUUCCCCUCUCAUUACCAGCGUUUCACCCUCUACACAUCCACCUUUGUGGACCCCACUUCCCAAGGGAAGCUCUCUGGGCUGGUGUACCUGCACUGCAGUGCUUUGGUGUGCCACCAGUCUGUAAAGGAGUCCUGUGUCACCACUUGUCCUUCCAGUGUCAGGGGUAAAAGGAGUGCUGAGCAUCCUUUUCAGGAGGGCACUUCCCACGUCUCUGGCAAAGGCCCUGUGAUUUUCCUCCAGGAUGAGCUAAGACAGUACACAGCCAAGGAUGGCCUCAGAGUGACAGUGCAGGCUGCAGCCCCCUGGGCUCUGGGAUUUGCUGCUGUGACAACUGGGACAGCUCCGUUUGUGGUGCUUGUGGUUUCUGUGCUGUGGCAAAGGAAGGUGUCAGCAACACAUGAAAUCAACUGAUUGCAAUAAAGUGACUGCCAAACCCAUUUGUUUGGUGGUACCCCUUCCCCUGGAGACUCUAGCUGUAAGCCUUUAUUUAUGAGGCAAAAAUUACCCCAGUGGCUUUGAAAGCCUUCCAAAUGCUCUGAAUUCAUCUCAGUCUGGAAUUCUUCUGCUCUGGGUUUGGUGUUAUCUGUCUGCCUUGGACAAGCUGGAGACCUUGUCAAGGCCUGGGCUGCAGACUGAGGCAGGUUUGAUGCUGGGUGGUGUUGGCAUUUCUGUUAAUGAAUAUAGUGGCUUUCAAAAGUAGUGACCUAGGCUCCAUUCAAACACUGAGCAGAAGUGCAGCAAAACUCACUAAAAGCAGAUCCUGCAGCUGCUUCUCUGGGGAUGCAGAGCAGUUGUUUUGACUGUGCCAAGGAGCUGGGAAUUGCCCACUUGUCCCUAAGUCACUAGGUAAGUUAGAGCUGUGCUCAUGUGGCAGGACUGGAAAGCAAGGAUGCCAAAGCACUACACAAAUGGGCCUUCCUAAUGAUGCUGUGCAUUAACCUGCCUUUCUUGCCCUAGAAACAGAAAAGGAUAGGCGGCAUUUUUCUGGUGAAUGAGAACAUGGAAACAUCAUUCCAAGUGGGGAAAAAAAUAAAAGGGCCUAGAUGGUUUGAACUUCAGGAGAAAAAAAAAAAAAAUCAAAGUUUAGAGCUUAAUUUUAAGUCUUCAUGUGACAGCAGGCUGUUAGGAGUGUUCAUAGGUCUUGGAUUAAAGCUAGUUUGACAUCACUCUUGGCAUAAAAGUGCUUUUCAUAAUUUUUUAACUUAUUUCUUUUAGAUGAGAAAUAUAACUUGCCAUUUUGAGCAUCAGGAGCAGCUCAGUGUGGUGUUGUCAGUCCCAGCAGCUGGGCAGCAUCCCUCUUUGCUUUCUGAGGCCCUGGGUGAAAACAGUGCAGCAAAACCCUCCAGGGAGUAGAGGGAAAAUGGGGUUCCACCCCCUUCUUCCUGCCCAGCCUGGGGGGAGCCCUGGUGCUUGCACUUACACUGAGAGCUGCUUACAGCUGAUGGGAUAGUCCUUGAGGGGAAGGAAAAAUGCUUUUCCCUAUUUUCCUCUAAGGCUUGAUUAGAAGUUCUUCCUGUUAAGGGCAGGACAGAAGUCUUAAUUGUAUUGCUUUGGGGCCUUCAAAAGGGAAGAGUAGCACUUGCACAUGGAAGCAAAAAAACUGAUCAGUAGCUUGCUUGAGGCAGCAGAUGUUGUUCUUUCUAAUUAGGUUCUGCUGCUACUAUGUGAUUGGAGGGUAUUAAUGAGUGGUGGGAUCUGCAUUUUAAUUCCUUUCCUAUUCCAAGGAACUUCAGGAGUAAUCUUGUUUUUUAUUUUUCUAGUAGAAAUACUUUUCCCUGCUACUGUCAGGAUAACCAGUGAUCUUUGCCUUGCACACUUUCAAAAUCUAACCAGAAGAAAAGACAACCAAGUUGUAAGGUGGGAGGGAGAUGGAGAUCACAGGCUGGAAAAAACUAUCAUCAGAAGAUAGGUCAAACAGCCUCCUCUUCUGGAGCAGGCCUCUGGCAAUUAAAUUACUUUGGUCCAGGUGGGGCUCUGUCUGGGAAAGCUGAGUAUAAAUUCAUAACGUGCCUCAUGAAAAGUCUUUAGUAGCAGUCUGUAAUGUUAAUUAACUGGGCAAUUAGAAGAGUAAUAUAAACCACACCUUCUCAGUGCACCAGGCAGGGUGCUCUGGCACUGAUCUUAAUUGUGUGUGUGUAAGCUAAGACCUAAAGACCUUCUGUCUGCUACUGGACCCUUCCUGUGCCUCAGUAAGAGAGACAGAAAUAUUUGCUUAGAGAGCUUAGAUGACUAUGUGGAUGAUGAAGGGGCUGUGAGAGUCAAGUCCCUGCUGCCCUUUGUUGAGUUCCUGAACCAUCCCAAAGUGGCAGGGAGCUCUGGGUGUGUAUCCUAUGGGAAUUGCAUGGAUUCUCCUGCAGGGACUGUACCUUUUGCUGCAGAGCUGUGCGUAGCAGGCUGGUAUGUGUAGGGUACUUGCAGUGCUAAGUGGAGGUGGGUGAGCAAAGAAAUAAAUUUAAUUCCCUGCUCCACUCUGGGGAGUCUUAUGUGUUUAAGGCUUGCUACUUGGUCCUCAUCUGGCAGGAAGGCUGUGAGCAGCAGUGGGAUGAGUUGUUCUUUUGAAGCACUGGUACAGGGUGAAAGGCAGCCUUCAGGUUUCCUCCUCUGUUGCAUGGGCCCUGUGUUCACUGUCUGUUCUCCAACACCACUGGGGUGUUUAGUGGCUCUCAUAACUCCUGUUUGUCAAUACUUGCUUCUGCAAAAAAGUGUAUUCUUUCCCUUCUACCUUCACAGAUACACUUCUGGCUUACUUUUUUUUGAGGCCUCUCUUUAGCUGAGUCUCAUUGACUUUUCACCGUUACUUUCUUUUAAUUACCUGUGUGUUGCUUCUUGUGUCAGCACCCUCUUUAGCUUCACUCUGUGUCACCUGGUUAUACAGUUCAGUUAAAGCUGAACAGUUAUACAAUUAUAGCUAUACAGUUCAGUUAAAGCUGUUGGGCAGUGUGGUACAUGGUGGCUUAGACACCUGCAGGGGAAAGGAAGUUGCUCUGUCCAGGAGGGUGCUGCUGGCUGGGAAUCAAGGCUGAGGCUAGUUAAGAUCUGUCAUUUGAGGCUGUUGUGUAGUGCUGCUACUGAACCCAGAAUGUCAGAAAGAAACCCCAGUGCUGAGCAUCAGUGCACUUUGCUCCAGUGCCUUCACUGAUUCUUUUUGGGAGUGCUGUGUGUGUUGCCUGUCUGUGGAAGCAAAGCCCAGAAACAGCACCUAAUAAAAGGCUGCUCACAAUUAAUGCAUGUGUUUUUUCAUACCUGAACUUUCAAAAGGCUCUCCUCACCCUCUAACUCCUUCAGAACAGCACCUACUUCCAAAGAGCAAACUUGCUUAUUUGCCAAAGUUAAAGAUGUUGUUUAAAAGCUUGGAGGUAAC
Molecule: messenger RNA, 4937 nt
Organism: Poecile atricapillus (Black-capped chickadee)
Lineage: Eukaryota; Metazoa; Chordata; Aves; Passeriformes; Paridae
Gene: ZP4
Product: zona pellucida glycoprotein 4
Exons: 12
Coding region: 323-1987 (554 amino acids)
Biological process (GO): prevention of polyspermy; binding of sperm to zona pellucida
Cellular component (GO): egg coat
Molecular function (GO): acrosin binding; structural constituent of egg coat
Source: RefSeq, a predicted model, not a curated record